UUUUCAUCGCCGGGUUGGGUUCGUCAUGACUUCCGGAAGUAUGUUUCCCAUCAUGCUUGUUGCAGUACUUCUCGGGUUCAUGACUGGAACGACCAAUGGCUUUGUUCAGCAAAUUCCAUUGCCGGACGAACUACAGGAAUGUUACAAAUAUCAGACCAAGAACAUUGAUAUAACACAAAAACCGUCCCAGGAAGUCAACAUAUUCUGCAUCACUAAAUACUUAUACCAGACUGCCCACCUUCGGCCACAACGGCAGGUGACCAAUCAAACAAUCUCCUACGUAGGAGAGCUCAUGCGACGGGUCAUCAGCAAGCACGAGAAAAAGGGUCAUAGGUCAAAACGACAAGGUUUUCCAGGCCCAAGGAUCAUGGGUGUGAGGAGAGAAAUUAGAACUCUUUCACGUCAGGAAUGGGACACUCUCAUGUAUCGACUUAAUCAACUUCAACAACCUAUUUUAACACCAGGACAGCCCCCCUUUGUUCCUUACUACGCUAUUACUGACAUGCACAUGUCCCCAGCAAUCAUACAGGCAGCUCACAAUGGACCUAACUUCCUCGGCUGGCAUCGAUUCUACCUACUCUUAUUGGAGGAAGCCUUGGGAAUGCCCAUCCCUUACUGGGACAGUCGUCUAGAUUACAGAAUGCCUCAGCCAACCGACUCUGUAGUAUGGACACCAGAGUUCUUUGGGGAAGGAUUUGGAAAUGUUGCGUCAGGUCCCUUUGCCGGAUGGCCAAGUAUUCCUUCACCUGAUCGCGUGCCUCUUGUCCGAAACAUUGGAAAUGACGGCUCAUUGAUCAGUGAUAACGCAGUCAAUGAAUUAAUGUCGGCCUUCAGCCAUUUUGACAUCACAGAACCUGCCCCUCCUCAACAGAUGACGUUUGAAACUAUUCACAAUGCUGUCCAUAUCUGGAUCGACGGUCAAAUGUCGGGAAUUUCCUCUUCACCUCAGGAUCCUAUAUUUUUCAUGCAUCACGCUUUCAUUGAUUAUCUAUGGAGCAUGUUUAGAAACCUUCAACGUAAUUCCGGAGUGAAUCCGGAAAACGACUAUCCUAGAAAGGGUGAUCGGAUGCACGCCCCAAUGUCACAAAUGAUUCCCUUUAGCAUGAUGAAUAUUCAGGGUUAUCGUAACGAGAUUGAGUCCCCGUAUGCACCAUCCCCUACAUGUCCGGAAUGUGGUGGCAGUAAUUAUCUACAGUGUGUACCGCCUGGAUACUGCGCGUCCAUCAGCGGGUUUGCACCAGGAUUUAGUAGUACCCCGGGUCAACGUGGGUCACGCCCAGUUCCAAUCAGACAAAGAUUUGAAACAGGUCUACGUGAUCCUCGUACUCGAGGUGAUACCAUGGCAACCGUUCCACUCCGGGGGCGUAGAAGUGUCAAAGAAACAAACAAAACCACAACUCCUUUCUCAAAUGACGCGUCACAGAUGAACAAACCAUACCAAAAUACAUUUAUUAUUGACGGCGACAGUGACCUCAAAAAGUGGGUUUUCGUUCCUGUUAGAAUCAUAUUUGAAAGACCACCUGAAGCUAAAUUUGAAUCCUUCAUAAUAAAAGAUGGCCACCUGGUAAAUAAUACGGAUAUGUUCUCGCCGUCAAAGUACGACAGUUUUAAAAUAGAAAGAAAACAGAAAGUUCCUGCAACUUAUCCUAAAUGUCAUAUAUCUGGCUCAGGUGCGUCAAAGGUAUUCAUACAAACGGAUGGUAUUGAUUACUCAGGUAGAUAUAAAGAUUACGCGGUAGUAGAUGAAAGACUUCCUAUAUCCUCCUCUAUGGCUUAUGUUGGUGUGAAAACCCCAGUAAAUGGCGCAGCUAAAUUUUACAUGACCGCCUAUGACUCGUGUGGGCGAGUUUGCAGACCUAAGUGUCUAGUGAACGGAAGAUACGAAGACUGUUCUGGAGCUUUUCUUAUCUCCACAGCGUAUCCAAAAAUGUAUGGAAGCACUUAUGAAGAAGCUGUGCAAGGUGUUUGGACAAUUGGCAAUCAACUUCUUGCCGAAUCUCAUAGUGCUGAGGUCCCGAUAGCAUUUAUUUGUAAGAUCUCAAAACAGUGGCCAUGGCGCAUAUAAGGUUCCAGUUAAUUCAGAUCUAUUAACACUUGGCAGUUUUGUAGUUUUUAUUUUGUCUAAUUUAUAAUAAAUUGUCUAAUUCAUAAUAAAUUGU
Mizuhopecten yessoensis (Yesso scallop) is the source of this 2159-nucleotide messenger RNA. RefSeq lists its product as uncharacterized. The coding region runs from base 26 to 2065 and encodes 679 amino acids. Gene Ontology annotation, molecular function: oxidoreductase activity. The record is from RefSeq and is a predicted model, not a curated record. The transcript is spliced from 4 exons. Lineage: Eukaryota; Metazoa; Mollusca; Bivalvia; Pectinida; Pectinidae.